AUGGCAGAAAAGGUUAUAAUAUUAACGGGAGCUUCAAGGGGCAUCGGCCAAGCCAUAGCCCAGUACCUCCUCAGUCGCAACCACAAGCUCGUCGUCAUCUCCCGCACCCUCUCAGCCCUCGAUCAACUGCGUUCCCAGUAUCCCGAUCACGUCGAAGUCCUGGCGGGCGACCUGUCAGACCUCUCGCUGGGGCCCAAGGCCGUCGAAUUGGCUGUCACGAGGUGGGACCGUCUCGAUGGCGUGAUCGUGAAUCACGGGACUCUGAACCCUGUGAAGAAAGUUGCGGAUAGUAGUGCUGAGGAGUGGAGGAAGAGCUUCGAUGUCAAUGUCUUUAGUGCGCUGUCGAUUAUCACCCCGGCCAUCCCCCACCUCCGCCGCACCCACGGCCGCAUCAUCCUCACCUCCUCGGGUGCCUCCCUAAAUGCCUAUCAAAGUUGGGGAGCAUACGGGGCGAGCAAAGCCGUCCUCAACCACCUCGCGCUCACCCUGGCCGUGGAGGAACCCGACAUCACCACCGUCUCGGUGCGACCGGGCGUCGUCGACACGGAGAUGCAGCGCGAAAUCCGGGAGAAGCACAGGGAUGCCAUGAGUGCGAAGGACGCCGAGAAGUUCGCGGGUCUGAAGAGUCGGGGGGUACUGUUGCGGCCCGAGCAGCCGGGGCAUGUUAUUGCGAGGUUGGCUGUGGAGGCAGCGAAGGAACUUAGUGGGAGGUUUGUGAAUUGGAAUGAUGAGAGCUUGGGGCCGCUUCGGGGCGAGUGAGGACCUGGGGAUGUUCUGUCCUGCCUGCGAGGACCCCAAGGCUAUAAUAGACUGAUAGCAUAGGCGUGACUUAAGAUGCAACUAGUCUUAACGUAACAUGAAAUGGCGGAUGCAUGAACAUGUCUGCUAAAGGUACGGUUU
Molecule: messenger RNA, 900 nt
Organism: Westerdykella ornata
Lineage: Eukaryota; Fungi; Ascomycota; Dothideomycetes; Pleosporales; Sporormiaceae
Product: NAD(P)-binding protein
Exons: 3
Coding region: 1-759 (252 amino acids)
Cellular component (GO): intracellular anatomical structure
Molecular function (GO): oxidoreductase activity, acting on NAD(P)H, oxygen as acceptor
Source: RefSeq, a predicted model, not a curated record